Galleria mellonella (greater wax moth) is the source of this 1752-nucleotide messenger RNA. RefSeq lists its product as uncharacterized. Gene Ontology annotation, molecular function: catalytic activity. The transcript has 3 exons. NCBI's taxonomy places the organism in Eukaryota, Metazoa, Arthropoda, Insecta, Lepidoptera, Pyralidae. Bases 1 to 1752 code for a protein of 583 amino acids. The record is from RefSeq and is a predicted model, not a curated record.
AUGAUUAACAAAUAUGAUGUCAUUGUGGCUACUGAAACAUGGCUUAACGACAAUAUAAAUAAUUCUGAAAUAUUGAACUCUGAUUAUGUCGUGUAUCGUAGAGAUAGGUGUUCGGUUUCAGCUGGCAGAGAGGGCGGUGGAGUACUUGUCGCAGUUUCAAAGUCAAUCGAAUCUACAUGUAUAGAUGCAUGGCAAAGUAAUGUUGAGGAUAUCUGGAUACGCUUGAAAAUACGGAAUGGUAAUACCGCAAAGUAUCUAUUGAUAUGCGCGGUGUAUUUACCGCCACCUGUUACUUUGGCAACUUUAGAGCACUUUGUUGGUAACACUUCAAAGAUAUUGGACAAUGUAGAUGAUGAUGUUAUGAUUCUCGGAGAUUUUAACAUUGGAUUCAUUGAAUGGGAGAAAGUAAACAUGCAAUAUGGUUUAUCUCCAACCAAUUAUGGUAAUAGUAUGGGUUGCACCUUGGUCGAUUUUUUAUCUCAGUACAAUCUGUCUCAGAUUAAUUAUAUUAAAAAUUGUAACAAUAGAAUUUUAGAUUUAGUUUUAAGUAAUGUUCAGCAUUGUAUAAUUGACAGCCCUCUAAUACCUAUUUCCAUUGUGGAUCGGUAUCAUCCACCACUCGAAGUUCAGUUGGAUUUUAGAUUUACGAAACCUUUAAAAAAGAAACAAGAUAUUAGAUUUAAUUUUGCAAGAGCUGAUUAUGACUUUGUUAACGCUAAACUGGAAUUAAUUGAUUGGAGCUGUCUUCGCAAUUCCUCGGAUGUCGAUGCCUUGGUCAACACUUUUUAUAUGCACAUAAAUACAGUUAUAAAUGAAACAGUACCUGUAGUUAAACCUAGAUCGUUAAGGUAUCCCAUUUGGUUUUCUAGAUCCUUAAUAAAAAUUUUGAAAGAGAAAGAGAAACUUAGGAAACGUUUUAAGAUUUACAAAAAUGAAAGAGAUGAGAUUGAAAUAAGGUUACUCAAUAAGAGAGCACAAGUGUUGAUGCGAAAAUGUUAUGGUUUGUAUAUUCGAAAGAUGGAGGAUAACAUAGCAUCUAACCCUAAACAAUUUUGGUCAUUUGUACAUUCAAAGCGAAGCAAUGCAUCGUCUUUGCCUUCUGAAAUGAGAUUAGAUGACAUAUGUAUGUCUUCGGGUAAUGAUAUUUGUGAUCUUUUUGCGUCAUAUUUUUCAUCUGUUUUCUCAUCAUAUGAUUCUUCCACUCAUAUAAAUAAUUCCUUUAAUCCAACAAACAAUUCAGAAUCACUAUGUACGUUUCCUCAGAGCAUCCUAAGCACUCUUACAUUCACAGAAAGAGACGUUAUGAAUGUUAUUAGAAAAAUUAAUAGCAACAAGGGCUGUGGUCCGGAUGGUAUUCCUCCACUUUUCAUUAAAAAAUGUGCCUUGAAUCUGGUGAAGCCUCUUGCUGUUAUAUUUAAUAUCUCAAUUAAAACAGGAGUACCCCAAGGAUCACAUUUGGGUCCGAUUUUGUUCCUGGUAUUUGUAAAUGACAUCGUCGAGGUUAUAAAAUAUAGUAAAUUCUCCCUUUUCGCCGAUGAUCUUAAAUUAUAUAAGUCCAUAUCAGUGUCAGAGGACUCUGAUCUUUUACAACAAGACCUUCAAUCGGUACAAGAGUGGUGUGAUGCUAAUAGGAUGGUUGUAGAGGAUGAGGGUGAAGUCCCCGACGAUAGCGAGCCGUACAGUGGUAAAAAGUGGCCGUGGGUAAUCAUAUUGAACAAAUCCUCUGAGCACUAUCCGUUGUACAAGCGGUAG